AUGCCCACCAUGACGAUCCCGUCCGCCAACAUGCGCAGGCUCAGGAGGCUCGCGGCCGAGGCAGCCGCCAGGUCCUCCUCCGGGGGCCACGCGCGGACCAACAUCCUCCGCGGCAGGAGUCCGCCGCACGUGCCACGGCGCGAGGAGCGCGCCGUCGCGAUGCCGGCGCCGGCGGACGCCUGCGACAGCGAGGCCCGCCCCCCCGGCGCAUCAGGCGCCAACAACAGGAGAGACGCCAGCCGCGGCGCAAGGGUCGGCGCGCGGGUGCUCGUCCGCGCGGCAACGGCGGCGCAGCCGGACGUCGUGCGCGCAGUGGUGGUCUCCGCCGCGGACGAGGACGGGUACCUCGAGGUCGUCUACGAGGGCGCGUCCCUGCCCGGCGAGGACCCCUUCGCCACGGUGCGCGUCGCGAGGGACCAGGUCAUCGCGGCAGACACGCCGCCGCCCGCGGUCCCCGCCGCGGCACAGGCCGGGACGAAGCCUCGUCCCCUCCCGGUGCUAGAGACAAGUGAUUUGAAGAUGCUAGCUACAGCGGCGGCGGCGGACAUCUAGUUUAUUUGGCGCAGCCAGCAUGCACGUAUGCACAAGUAGUGAAGUAGUAGCUGCUUGUAUUUGCACAUCGAAGUAGCCAUCUAGCAUUGCAAGUUUCCAGUACUAGUGUAUUAAUCUCACCAUCACCACCACCCCUCCACAGCACUCUGGAUUGUCUUAUUAACACUAAUGAAAUCUCCCAUCUAUAUUCCAUAUUCAUGUACUAUUAGUUAGCUACUCCUUGAUCCUGUCACAGCUUGUGCUGCUGGCUCAAGAAGCCCGCGGCCCCCAGCUGCAGAGUUGCUGGAUCCGCCGGCGCCACCUCCCACUCCGUUAGCCGCCGCCGAGGCCCGGACAGGAUCCCACCAGGCAGCUGUCGUGAGCACGCCGCCACGGGAGCCCGGCAUCAGCCUGCGUGUCUUCUCUCACCAUCGACCAGAUAAGUUGUCCAUCAGCUCUGAUCAGCACUAACCAGGAAAGAAAGCGGCCCAAGACCAGAUGCCGUCUCAUGUUCCCGGGAUCAUUUUUUCUCGUCGUCCCAUCGACCAGGAGUAAGGGUCACAACAAAUUACAUUACACCAACAGGUAGCCAACACAGCAGCACUACAAUUCAGAAUCCAUACCCAAGAGACAAGUCAGCGUCAGCUCGGAUGCGCCACCCAUGCCGGCCCGCGACAGCGCUGGCAGCCAGAUCCUCGCCCUGCUCUUGCUCCACCUUCCAGUGAUUUUGCUGCUCAAGCUCAACUCAUGCAGGAAUGGAGUUCUUCAUCAGUUCUGAAGAACGCCGCCAGAUGCCAACAGCCCAGGAGGUGAGCUGAGCAGGUGCCUGGUGCCAUCUGAUGGCCCUUGUGGUGGAGCUGAGACAGCUUUCUACCCAAGAGAAUCGGUCCCUACAUCUGUAUAGUUUGCAGCUGGAUUCCGAUCCUGCAGAAAUGUAA
Molecule: messenger RNA, 1469 nt
Organism: Panicum virgatum (switchgrass)
Lineage: Eukaryota; Viridiplantae; Streptophyta; Magnoliopsida; Poales; Poaceae
Exons: 1
Coding region: 1-552 (183 amino acids)
Source: RefSeq, a predicted model, not a curated record